Molecule: messenger RNA, 1892 nt
Organism: Impatiens glandulifera
Lineage: Eukaryota; Viridiplantae; Streptophyta; Magnoliopsida; Ericales; Balsaminaceae
Product: small RNA degrading nuclease 1-like
Exons: 12
Coding region: 202-1725 (507 amino acids)
Cellular component (GO): nucleus
Molecular function (GO): exonuclease activity; nucleic acid binding
Source: RefSeq, a predicted model, not a curated record
UCCCAUAACUUUUUCUAGCCGCCGCUCUCCUCCUAUACCCGGGAAGAAGGUAAAAUCGCAAGACUCGUAUUCACUCGACCCGCCAACCCGUGAAAUUUCUAAACCCCCUGAGCCGCGACAUUCUUCAUCUUCUUCAUGCCCACAACCUGAGCAUUAACAAUUGGUAUUGUCUGUUAGACCUUGUGUUUGAAAUAGAGAGAUAUGUCAAAUAUCACAUCACAACUCUCAAUAAUGGAGGCCGAGUUUGCCGCUGCCAGCAAAGAUGCGCUGGUUGAAGUUGUGAGAAUGGCUCAGAAGAGAGGAAUGAAAGGUAAUAAGGGGACAUGGAAGGAGUUUUUAGCUGUUUAUGAUAAAAAGUUUGGUUCAAGCUUGAGUGAUCCAUCUAAAAGGCAGCCAGAUGCUUUGCUUUCUUUUAUAAAGACAUUCAACGAACAAGAUAUGAAGGUCUUCUAUAAGGUUAUUCAGUGUCGUUCUAACCCUGAUGCCAUUGUCCAGUUUGCGAAUACACAUCCAGAUGGAGAGUCUCCUGAAAUGAAACUGGUUCGUUUAACACUUGGACACCCGUAUUACGCUCUAGAUUAUUCUUUUCCAUCACAUGAAGAGGGAUGGUUGGUAACAAACCCCAUUAAGGGAAAGAAAAAGAAUGCAGAAAUCUCCAUGAUUGCUGUUGAUUGUGAAAUGGUCCUUUGUGAAGAUGGUACUGAAGCGGUGGCAAAGAUUUGUGUUGUGGAUCGUAGCCAAGCGGCCAAACUGAAUGAGUUUGUGAAGCCAGACAAAGCAGUUGUUGACUACAGGUCCGAAAUCACUGGACUUACAGCAAAAGAUUUGGAAGGUGCUAGGUCUUCCUUAGCUGAUGUUCAGAAAUCAAUGAGGAGGUUGUUAUCACAUGGAACAAUUUUAGUUGGCCAUGGAUUGAACAAUGAUCUGAAAGCACUGAAGUUGGAUCAUGCAAGAGUUAUUGAUACAUCUUUAAUAUUUAAAUAUGGAGUUGAGGGAAGCUACAAGAGACCAUCUUUGUUUAACUUAUGUAAGUCUGUGUUGGGAUAUGACCUUAGAAAAACAGGUGCUCCUCACAACUGUUUGGAUGAUGCCACUGCUGCAAUGAAGCUUGUUCUUGCCAAAAUUCAGUCAGGGGAGGAUACUACUGUAUUACCAAUUCCCAGUGAGCCAGUUCCAGAGGUUGAUUUGUCAAAGCUACUACUUCAUAGGGUGCCAAGAAUUCUUCCGACUGAAAAAUUACAUAAGAUUAUAUCUGGAGAUUUUACCAUUCAAAGCAAGCCUAAAAAAAAAGGUCUAGCAGACUACUAUUCAGCUCUAGCUAUAUUCAAAAAUCAGCAAGAAGCAGAUAAAGCAUUUGAAAGUGCUAAUGGAAAAUUGGAAACUGAUUCUUAUGGAAGGCCACAAAAGCUAAUUUCAUACAAGCUUGAGAAUGGAGUAAGUGGUGAACUCUAUAUUCGUAAAAAUGCACUUGGUUCUUCUGUAGGCCAAGUUCCGUCAAGGAAAAGGGCAUUAGAAUCAGAAGAUAAAAACCCAAGUGAAUUGAAGAUUUUGAAGACCGAAAAACUUGGAGGAGAAUCACAGUGUACAACAGAGGCUACUUCCGAUGAUUGUAAAAUCCAUCUUAAGGAAAUCGAAAGAUUGAAUAAACAAUUGAAGGAGAAGGAAAAUGAAAUAUCAAGCUUGAACAAGAUCAUCGUUGCUCUUACUAGGAAACAAGGACUCUAAGCCUAAACCAAGAUAUGGAUAGCUUAUGCCAUAUGGUCAUUUGUUGUUCCAUUUUUGUUUAAUUUUUGCAUUAUAAUAGGUACUUGACUACUAUUUCGUUUUAACCUAAGUUUGGCAAUGUACUAUAUCUAUUUUUUACAUUUUGAUAAAUUUAUCAUAUUUGCUAG